Molecule: messenger RNA, 981 nt
Organism: Symbiodinium sp. CCMP2456
Lineage: Eukaryota; Dinophyceae; Suessiales; Symbiodiniaceae
Source: the annotation of a GenBank genome assembly
GAGAUCCUUCUUCGGCGUCAGCAACUUGGCCUUCGCUCGGACAAGAAGGCGGCGAACCGAGAGGCCAAGGCCAACGGUAAGAAGAAGGGGCUGUUGAGGGCCAAGUCCGGGCUGAAGAAGAAGACUAAGAAGUCUCGGGGUGCGAGCAUCAAAGUGUGGCCGGCCAAUCGUCGGGAUGAGUGGGAUGAAGGGAUGCCGGGCCGCUGGUAUGCGGACGAGUGGGGAAACGAUUGGUAUGAUGAAGAGGGCGAGCCCGGGUACUAUUGGGACGACACUGGUUGCUAUGAGUACGCAGGGGACUGGAGGGUGAAUGAGGACGGCCUCGCUGAGCCUGUGCUGAGCCGCAGGAAGCGGGGGAAGCAGGCUGAGAAGGCCUCUUCGAGCAAAGGCCCCGAGAAGCCGAAGGACAAAGCCAAGCCAAAAUCCAAGGCCAAGGCCAAGGCCAAAGCGAAGGCGAAGCUUUCGCGAACGGCCACGGCUGCGGCUCAGGGUGCAGCAGAUGAUGAAAAGGUGAAGCCGAGCCGCAAGAAGACGAAGGCAAAGAAGGAGAUUGCAGCUGACGCCGCAACCGCCACAGGCGCCGCAGCAAGCACGCCGAAGGUCCGAAAGAACUUGGAUGACAUUGACCCCGUGCGAGACUGGGUCAGCCAAAUCGACUAUGACACUGAGGACUUCAUGGCUUUCAAGACACAGGUGAGAGCCUUCUUGCCCACCUUGAAAGGCAGCACCCGUCUGAACAUCUACUGGACAAGGUUCUCCUGUGGUGUCACAUUGCACUACCAGACGGAGGACGGUAGCAAUGCUAAGUCGGAUGUGGGCUUCUUCAGCUUCUCGAAGUGUAACGCGGGGCUGUGCCAUGCAGCUGAGCAGCUGGAUUCUUUGGCCAUCACUGACACCGAGGAUGAGCUGAUCCUGGAAAUCAAGGAGAAGUGGAAGGCAGCAGGCCAUGCUGCAUGGGCUCAGUUUAAUGCUGAUGCCUAG